This is a messenger RNA of Stylonychia lemnae, 1134 nucleotides long. Lineage: Eukaryota; Ciliophora; Spirotrichea; Sporadotrichida; Oxytrichidae. The record is from the annotation of a GenBank genome assembly.
AUGGAGAAAUACGUUGCUCUCUCAGUCAAGCCGCUGUGGGAUAAAUACCAAUUUGAAGCAAAUAUCGAUUCUGGGGCAUUCGGUUCAGUAUAAAAAGUAAAGAAUACAGUGGAUAACAAAUUUUACGCAAUGAAAGUCUAAAAUUUGAAGAAUUUAAUGACUAGAAUACCUAAUAACUACAGUAACGAGAUGGUCCGCAUCAUCCGAGAGAUCAACACAUUCAAACUAAGUCAUCCAAACAUUACCAAAUUCUAUGAAUCUUACUUCACCUUUGAAGAUCAAUUCGUGAUAAUUACAGAACUCGCGGAGUCAAACCUUUGCACCUACAGUGAAAACACUGCACUGACUAAUGCAUAGAUUGCUAAUAUAAUGAUCCAGAUAGUAAAAGGAACAUUACACCUUCAUAACCAAAAUCUUAUGCACAGAGAUCUCAGUCCAGAUAACAUCUUAGUUUUUGAAAAUGGCGAAUAGUUUAAAAUAUGCGACUAUGGAUUGUCACAUAUGUUGUCGAAUUCUAACAUUUUUGUUGGAAAACCAUAUUUUAAAGCUCCAGAAAUAGAACUAAGCGAAGAUUUCAGUUACAGCAGCUAAGUUGACAUAUGGUCCCUCGGAAUGAUUCUCUACUACUUAUGUACUAAGAAAUAUCAAUAUUAAGGCAAGAUAAUAUCAGAGUUAAAGCAACAAGAUUAAGCAGUGCUUAUCAAUCUUGAUGGUCAAUAGAAGAUAUUCGAACAGCUUCUUAACAAAAUGCUUUAAUUCAAUCCUGCCUAGAGAUUAGAUUCCCUAUAAGUGCUCUGUGAACUUUGUAAACUUAGAAAUGAGCCUUUAAUCAAGCAUUUAGAAAGAGAAGAAGAAAAGCAUAUUCAGCAAAGUUCUACUAAUGAUGAUUGCAAAAAUGCAUUUGCUUUGACAAUUAAAUCACAUAUUACUGCUGUUAAUGAAAUUAUCGCAAAACUAGGAGAGUUCAACUAUGGAGCAAUUGAAAAGAUUCACCCCAAUCCAAACAGAAUCUUCAUGCCACUUGUUGAAUUAACAAAUGGUAUGUAUCAAGGUGAAUAUGAUAAUAUAACUAAAUAAAGAGAUGGAAUAGGUAGAUUUAUUAGGAGUGAUGGAGCAGUAUAUGAUGGAUUGUGA